Laccaria bicolor S238N-H82 is the source of this 1252-nucleotide messenger RNA. RefSeq lists its product as uncharacterized. The transcript has 8 exons. Lineage: Eukaryota; Fungi; Basidiomycota; Agaricomycetes; Agaricales; Hydnangiaceae. Bases 1 to 1026 code for a protein of 341 amino acids. The record is from RefSeq and is a predicted model, not a curated record.
AUGUACCACACGAUCGAGACGGAUUCACGUUUGAACUUUGGUCAUCUUCGUCGGAGCAUUGCGACAGCCCACAUACAGUUCUCAGAGGACCCUAUGCACGUUUUUUCAGCCACAAUGUCCGAUAGAGUUCCAGGCCAAUCCACUUACCAACGCGAAAUGCUGAAGAAAGGUCACGGACAUCCUCUUUGGAAUCCAGAACCUGAUGUUUUUGCGCCCCCCGCAUACCGCCAAACCGGUGUCAGCGUUGGAGACGUUGGAAUCCUCUGCCCGUCUGGCACAUUCCGCUACCUUUUUAAUGUCUUUCUGGAUGCCGACAACCCCUGUAAUCCCAGUGAACUGCCCGAGGGAUUUGCGCCUUUGAAGCCGUUUCCAGGCAGCCGCAUUGCAUUCGACUGUCACGAAUCAGGUUUCGUUACCAGUCCCUAUAUGAGACUAAAAUCCUCUCUUCGGUCUGGCAUUAGAAACUUGGAGUUCACGUUCUUCAAUGACUCUGAAGACGCUGUCUUGAUUCUGCCCGAAGGCUGCCAUGGCGAACGAUUCCAGAGUAUAGGGACACUUCGAAGCUACGCUGCACAGCACGGGGAGAGCUGGUAUCGCUACGCGAAUGGACCACGUGGUCUAAACGUCGAAAAUGGGCAGCUACAAAUUGUAACCCAGUGUGAUAAGACCACAUCGUGGGCUAUCUUGACCCACUUUAAAGAGGGAAAUCCGUCUUCAAACCACCGGGAUGGCCUUAGUGUCCCGCUCUCAUGGGUAGGGCAGGACAUAGACCAAAUGCAGUGUGGAGUCAAGUUCAUCCCGCAGCAAGCGUCACCUUUCCGGAAUCAAUGCGUUUUCCUUCGGUCAAGCGGCGUUUAUCUCAGUGACGUUGAGUGGGGACGUGUCCGUUCCCCGAGCUUAUUUCCGGACAUUGGAGGCCUCUUUCGGUCAAUGUUGGACGGUUGUUCGAACUCCAUCAAACGUUAUUCUGAACAUGCUCCUGAAGAAGCAUCCAGAAGCCAAGACAGCAAUAGUUCACGACAAUGACUGGUGUGCUGUGUUACGACAGGGUGACUCGAAAUUUCCCUCUGAUGAAGAGCUUUGCAGACGCAUUCUUGAAACGUUCGAAAUUAUUAUUGAUGAAAAGGGUUGCUUGUAUUUAGCACGUAAAACUUGUUCCCCCCAGUGAUUGUUAAUUUUGCAGUUCCAUCCCACAUUACGUCAUGUACCAUACUCGUUUUCUAGAAUCUAAAUAAUAAGUUGCAACUUGAUC